Messenger RNA from Sinocyclocheilus grahami, 6099 nucleotides. Its product is annotated as dedicator of cytokinesis protein 5-like. Gene Ontology annotation, cellular component: plasma membrane; cytoplasm. Gene Ontology annotation, molecular function: small GTPase binding; guanyl-nucleotide exchange factor activity. NCBI's taxonomy places the organism in Eukaryota, Metazoa, Chordata, Actinopteri, Cypriniformes, Cyprinidae. The transcript is spliced from 50 exons. The record is from RefSeq and is a predicted model, not a curated record. The coding region runs from base 88 to 5304 and encodes 1738 amino acids. Gene Ontology annotation, biological process: small GTPase-mediated signal transduction; myoblast fusion; cell migration.
CUGUGAUGCGCGGACCGCUGCAGCCCUACAACUCCACAACACUAUUAUUGUUGAUGAUUUAUUUCACUUCACUCAAGGUUUCCUGCCAUGACGCUCUGGAUUCCCACUAAAAGAGAGAAAUAUGGAGUGGCUAUCUAUAACUAUGAUGCCAGAGGAGAGCCAGAGCUGAGUCUUCAGGUGGGGGACACGGUACACAUACUUGAGACGUUUGAAGGGUGGUACCGAGGAUACACACUACGACAGAAAUCACAAAAGGGCAUUUUCCCUGCCAACUAUAUUCAUCUGAAAGAAGCGAAAGUUGAGGGAACAGGGAAACAAGAGACUGUUGUACCUACAGAUUUGCCCUUGGUCCAGGAGCUGGGCACCACGUUACGAGAAUGGACACAAAUAUGGCACAAGCUUUAUGUGAGCAACAAGACCACGCUGUUCCGGAACGUUCAGCAGAUGGCCUACAGCCUGAUCGAGUACCGCUCGCAGAUUGUGUCCGGCACGCUUCCCAACGAUGACCUUGUGGCGCUCAAGAAGAAAGUCACAGCAAAAAUCGAUUAUGGGAACAGGAUUCUGGGGCUUGAUUUAGUGGUGCGCGAUGAAGCAGGAAACACAUUAGACCCUGAACACACGAGCACGGUCAGUCUGUUCAGGGCCCACGAGUCAGCAUCACACAGUAUUGAUGAGAGGAUACAGGAGGAGAAGAUGCGGCUUCAGAACCUGGAGAAGCGGCGCCAGACCCUCUUCAGCAGCGUGCACACAUACAGCCUUCUAAUAAAUCUCAGAAACUUUGUAUGCAACAUCGGCGAGGACGCUGAACUAUUCAUGUCAUUGUACGAUCCUGAUAAAUCUGAAUUUAUUAGUGAAAACUUCCUGGUACGGUGGGACAGCACAGGCAUGCCGAAAGAGAUAGAAAAACUCAACAACCUUCCUGCACUCUUCACGGAUCUGAGCAGCAGUGACCUUAUCAGACAGCGUCUCUUCCUGGUGUGUCAGAUCAUCCGUGUGGGCUGCAUGGAGCUGAAGGAGGGAAAGAAACACACAGGAGGACUGAGGAGGCCGUUUGGAGUAGCAGUCAUGGAUAUCACAGAUAUUGCCCAUGGGAAUAUUGAUGAUGAAUGUAAGCAGUAUUUCAUCCCGUUUCAACAGAUUGCCAUGGAAACGUACAUCCGUCAGAGACAGCUAAUCAUGUCUCCUCUCAUACCAUCUCGUGUCAUUGGCGAGAACGAGCCACUCGUUGCCGUCUUCAACAAGGUCAUUGCAACUCGGGAGGUCAACCACAAAGGACAGGCACCCCCUCAGCACCUGGCGCUGCCCCGGUACAUCAAUGUGGCCAUUCCCAUUGAGGAUGUGUGUCGAUGUCAUCUGAGGCUCACCUUUAGACACAGAUCUUCUCAAGAUUCAAGAGAUAAGUCCGAGAAGCCUUUUGGCAUGGCUUUUGUUCGCCUGAUGAAGUCAGAUGGCACCACACUUCCAGAUGGAAAACAUGAACUCAUUGUCUACAAGGUGGAUGUGAAGAAAGCUGACGACGCCAAGACAUAUUUGACUCUUCCUGGCUCGUAUGUUGAAGUGGAAGAGAAAGAGAGACAGAUGGGAAAAUCCUUCCAUCAUGCCGGCAUCAUUCCCAUCACCAAAGACAGCUUCCAGAUCGCCACCCUCACCUGUUCCACAAAGCUUACACAAAACGUUGACCUUCUGGGGCUUCUCAACUGGAGAUCAAACACUGAGAGACUUGAAGAAAUUCUUCAGAAACUGAUGGAAGUGGAAGGAGGGGAGAUUAUUAAAUUCCUGCAGGACACACUGGACGCUCUCUUUAAUAUCAUGAUGGAGACCUCUGAGGAAGAAACCUACGAUACUCUAGUUUUCAAUGCCUUGGUUUUCAUCAUCUCACUCAUUGGCGACAUAAAGUUUCAGCAUUUCAACCCUGUUUUGGAGACCUACAUUAGCAAACACUUCAGCGCUACUCUGGCGUACCAGAAGUUGACCAAAGUGUUGAAUUAUUUUGUGGGCCAUGCUGAGGACUCGGCUCAUACGGAGCGACUGUAUGCGGCCUUGAAAGCCUUCAAGUAUCUUUUUCAUUUCAUUGUGCAGUCUCGGAUCCUCUAUUUGAGGUUUUAUGGGAAAAGUGAAGAUGGUGGGCAGUUUCUCGACUCCAUUCGGACUUUAUUUCUUUCUAUCAGCAAUCUGAUGGACAGACCUCUGGAUGAAGGAGUUAAGAUAAAGGGAGCAAUCUUGAAAUAUCUUCCCGCCAUCAUCAAUGACUUGCAGAAGGUCUUUGACGCUGGUCCCACAUCCGGUCAUGUGAAGUUAAUUGUGGACCGUCUCUUGCGGAGGGUCAACCGUACGGUCAUCAACCUGAGUUUGGACUCUCCCUUCAUAGGCCACUACCUGGCAUGCAUGACCGCUAUCCUGAAACAAAUGGAAGACGCACAUUACGCACAAUACAUCAGCACCUUCAAAACCAGACAGGACAUUAUCGACUUUUUAAUGGAGACUUUCAUCAUGUUCAAAAACCUGAUGGGCAACGUGUUUCCGCCCGACUGGAUGAUCAUGAAUCUUCACCAAAUGAAAGUCUUUCUGCGGGCGAUUGACCAGUACUCGGAUGUUCUCAACAAAUACUUCCUGGACUCCACUCACUUCCACUUGCAGCUUUGGAACAACUAUUUUCACCUGAUUGUUGCCUUCCUUACCCAUAAGUCCUUGCAGCUGGAGUCUUUCUCGCUCGAGAAACGCAACAAGAUUCUCGACAAGUACGGAGACAUGCGGAAAAGCAUCGGCUUCAAGCUGAGAGAUAUGUGGAACAAUCUUGGCCAACAUAAGAUGAAGUUCAUCCCUGCGAUGGUGGGACCGAUCCUGGAAGCUACGUUAGUGCCUGAGCCUGAGCUGAGGAAAGCCACCAUCCCCAUCUUCUUUGACAUGAUGCAAUGUGAACACCAUUUCAGCACCAACCACACCUUUCAGAAGUUUGAGAAUGAGCUAAUCACAAAACUGGAUCAGGAAGUUGAAGGAGGCCGCGGUGAUGAACAAUACAAGAUUUUGCUGGAGAAAACGCUAUUGGAGUACUGUCGGCGGCACCGGUAUCUGUCUCAGUCUGGUGAGGCGUUGGCUUUUCUCUUAAGUAGUCUGCUGGAGAACCUGCUGGCUUACCGCACCAUCACCCAUGAUGAGAGCCCUGAGCUCCGCAUGAGCUGCACCGUCAACGUCCUGAACUUUUACAAAGAAAAGAAGAGGGAGGAUAUAUAUAUCCGGUAUUUGUACAAGUUACGGGAUCUACAUCUGGACUGUGAGAACUACACAGAAGCUGCUUACACCCUGCUGCUCCAUGCUGAGCUGUUGGAGGAAGCAGGGCUAUUGGAGUACUGUCGGCGGCACCGGUAUCUGUCUCAGUCUGGUGAGGCGUUGGCUUUUCUCUUAAGUAGUCUGCUGGAGAACCUGCUGGCUUACCGCACCAUCACCCAUGAUGAGAGCCCUGAGCUCCGCAUGAGCUGCACCGUCAACGUCCUGAACUUUUACAAAGAAAAGAAGAGGGAGGAUAUAUAUAUCCGGUAUUUGUACAAGUUACGGGAUCUACAUCUGGACUGUGAGAACUACACAGAAGCUGCUUACACCCUGCUGCUCCAUGCUGAGCUGUUGGAGAUGUGGGAGAAGGCCAUCGAGAUGGCAAAACAACUUGUUAAACUUCAUGAAAACCAAAUGUUUGAUUUCAUAGAGCUCAGCCAACUGCUGAAACAGCAGGCGCAGUAUUAUGAGAACAUCAUGCACGCAAUGAGACCCCAGCCGGAAUAUUUCGCAGUGGGAUACUAUGGACAAGGUUUCCCAUCCUUCCUUAGGAACAAAAUGUUCAUUUACCGUGGUAAAGAGUAUGAGUGGCUGGAGGACUUCAGCUUGAAGCUCUUGAAGUCUCAGUUUCCCAAUGCAGUGAAGAUGACCAGCACAUCGCCCCCUGGUGACAACAUCUGUAACUCACCUGGUCAACAUAUUCAGUGUUUUACGGUGAAGCCUGUCUUAAACUUAUCUUCACAGUUCAAGGACAAGGAACUUCCUGAACAAAUCCUCAAUUAUUACAGGACGAACGAGGUGGAAAAGUUCCAAUAUUCAAGACCAUUCAGGAAAGGAGAAAAAGAUCCUGACAAUGAGUUUGCUACUAUGUGGAUCGAAAGGAGCACCUAUAUUACGGCGUACCGCUUCCCAGGAAUCCUCAAGUGGUUUGAAGUGAAAUCCAUGUCUGUGGAAGAGAUCAGCCCUUUGGACAACGCCAUAGAAACCAUGGAGCUGGCCAAUGAGAAGCUGAGUAAUCUGGUGCAGCAGCAGGCGUGUGACCGCUCUCUUCCUGUGCACCCCCUCUCCAUGAUGCUCAAUGGAAUCGUGGACCCGGCUGUCAUGGGUGGCUUUUCCAACUAUGAGAAGGCGUUUUUCACAGAGGCCUACAUGAAGAAGAACCCCGACCACCUGGAACGCAUUGAAGUCUUAAAACACCUGAUCGCAUUGCAGAUCCCGCUGCUUGAUGAAGGGAUCCGGAUCCAUGGAGAGAAAUCCACGGAGCAGCUCAAGCCCCUUCACAACAGACUUGUCACCUGCUUCCAGGACCUGCGUGCUAAAGUGGAGAAACUCUACGGUGUCAUUACUCUACCCUGCUCUCUGACAGAGAAGAAGAAGAGUCGCGUGGGGUCGGUGGUGAUGCCGUACAUCAUGUCCUCCACGCUCAGAAGGAUGUCCACCAUCUCAAACGCCUCCUCUGGACACUCCAGUGGCUCGGGCUCCUCUGACGGAAACUCCUCCAGACCUGCUUUCCAGGAUUCACUGCUCUCCCGCGUGAGCGACAGCAGGGUUUUGGUUCUGUCUCGCUCGGAGGAAGAUAAUCGGAUAAGUAAGAAGAACAGGAAAGAAUGGAGCAUGAGCAAGUCUCAGGUCUUACUGGAGCGACGCUCUGACACAGACGAGAUUCCUCCAGAGAAGCAGCAGAGGCCUAAAAGUCUGACAAUAGGAGACCGGAGACUCACGCUGUCACUGUUUCAUGGAGAAUCAUCCAAUUUGAGUUUACACAACCCUCUUAGCCCUCUGCCUGCCUCACCGCACACACCACGCAGCUCCAGUUACACGUGUCUCCCGAGUGAAAGUGACUUCAGCACACUGGACAUCACAAGCACCCCUCCACCAAUGCCGCCCAAAAAACACCCUCACGAGAGCGAGAGCAUCUAUAACUCCACCUCCGACUUUACGCCUCCUUUACCGACGAAAGUUGAAAACAAGCCUCCACCGCCGCCACCCAAAACACGCAAGUCCAUGUUUCCCACCUAUGAGAGCAAUCCGCAAUGAUGACUCUCCGGUUCCCCUGAAUCCAGAUGCAGACGUCUGUGGUACCAUGUCUCAAAUAAGAAGUGUGAAAAAUACCUCUGAACGGUACUUGUUCCUCUUUUAAAAAAUUCAGAGCGGAGAGAUUAUUUGUCAUGGUUAUCUGGGAAUUCUGAUUAAACUUGUUUAGAAUUCAUUUUUGGUAGCAAACAGCAAACAACAUCAUUUUAUCAUUUGGAAAUGGACCUCUUGUGUGUAUUUAUUCAGAACUGCUGGGCAGGAACGUGACCAAAGGUUGGUUGUUUGGUUUGUUGAAUGUUAAAAUCAGCCUCACAUCCACUGGAUUACAGUAGUUAAUCUCGACCUGUAUCUGUGCCUUAGAAAUAGAGAUAUUUAAAGCUAACGAAGUUCUGUGCACAUAUUCACUUUGCACAUUGCUCAUGAUUGUCAGGUUGCGCGUUCAUGCAAUUAAAACGUUUGUAGUUGAACCUCUUUCACCCACAGCACAGUUUGCAUUACUUUCCCCCUUAAGCAAGAAAAGACUCUUGAUGCGGUUGUGUUUUUUUUCCACUCUAGAGAGCUACAUUUGUAUAAAAAAAUCCCAAACAUUUAAAAAGCAUGUGAACUAAAUUUAAUUGUAGAGAGAUGCGGUAUAAAAAUGCAAGCUUUAUGAAAUGAUUUAAAAUGUCUAGUAUUAUUUUUGUCAUGAUUGCAAAACAGCAGAUCAGUUGUGCUUGAAUUCUAUAAUGCUCCAUAUUGUGUCGACACUUAAAGGAAUAGUUGACUCCAAAAUGAAAUUUGCUGAAAAUAUACUCUCAU